This is a messenger RNA of Prunus armeniaca (apricot), 1116 nucleotides long. The record is from the annotation of a GenBank genome assembly. Lineage: Eukaryota; Viridiplantae; Streptophyta; Magnoliopsida; Rosales; Rosaceae.
AUGCCCAUAGCCGGGAAGAAGAUAGCAGCAACCAUGCAAAACGGCGUCGUAGAGAACGGGGUUUGCUCGUCCGCGUCGGUGAAUGGGUGUCACGAUGUCUGGAGUUCUAAUGAGUCCGAUUCUUCCUCUGCUGACCAUCUCGUUGUCAUGGUCCAUGGAAUUAUGGGCAGUGCAGCAGAUUGGAAGUUUGGAGCGGAGCAAUUUGUUAAAAUGCUUCCUGACAAAAUAUUUGUUCAUUGUAGUGAACGGAAUGGUUCUAGGCUGACUUUGGAUGGUGUGGAUGUAAUGGGGGAGCGAUUGGCAGAGGAGGUUGUCGAACUGACUCAAAGAAAGCCAAAUCUACGUAAGAUCUCAUUCAUUGGACAUUCUGUGGGAGGACUAGUGGCAAGAUAUGCAAUUGGGAAGCUAUAUAGACCCCCUAAAAGUGAAAAUUCAGAACAUUCAUCUCCUAAUGGGAGUGAAGAGGAUCCAAGGAGUACGCUAUGUGGCUUGGAUCCUAUGAACUUUAUUACUGUUGCUACACCUCAUCUUGGUUCAAGAGGUAACAAGCAGGUACCAUUUCUUUUUGGUGUGCCUGCCUUUGAAAAGGUUGCUAGUGCGGUCAUUCAUUUGAUAUUUAGGAGAACAGGUAGGCAUCUUUUUCUUAAUGACGACGACGACGGAAAGCCUCCGCUGCUUAAACGCAUGAUAGAGGAUUAUGAUGAAUGUUACUUCAUGUCUGCGUUGCGUAGUUUUAGACGUAGGGUGGUGUAUUCAAAUGUGGGCUAUGACCAUAUCGUUGGCUGGAGAACAUCAUCUAUUAGACGUAACAGUGAACUGCCAAAGUGGGUGGACACUGUUGAUGAAAAAUAUCCACAUAUUGUUUAUGAAGAACAUUGUAAGGCCUAUGAUGCUGAGCAGUGCGAGCCUACUUCAGUGGAAAAUGAUGGCUCUGACAAGCUUGAAGUGGAACUAUUGACAGGCCUAUCUCGUGUGUGCUGGGAAAAAGUAGAUGUUAGUUUCCACUGCAGCAGACAUAGAUUUGCUGCUCAUAGUGUCAUUCAGGUCAAAGAUCAAAGCGUACAUAUAGAAGGUGAAGAUGUCAUACGUCAUAUGAUUGAUCGUUUCCUCAAAUAG